GACGUACAUAUGCUGACGUCUUCCGUCGAGCGGGAAUCUUCAUUGAGCUGCUUGUUUGUUUUGGAUGCGAGUAGCGACGUCUCGUUGUGGAAUUGUCACUAGAUAAACCUGAGUUGGUGAGGAUGGCGAUGAGUGCGAGUCGAGUAGAGGUGGAGGCAGACGUUGAAGAGGACGAGAGCUUCGGGCCACAGCCACUGAACCGCCUGGAGCAGUGUGGAAUCAGUGCCAGUGAUCUAAAGAAGCUGGAGGACGCAGGGUUCCACACCAUCGAGGCCGUAGCGUACGCUCCUAAAAAAGAGCUGUUGAACAUUAAAGGCAUCAGUGAGGCUAAAGCUGACAAGAUCCUGGGUGAGGCAGCUAAACUGGUUCCGAUGGGAUUCACCACAGCGACAGAGUUUCAUCAGCGCAGAGCUGAGAUCAUCCAGAUCUCCACCGGCUCCAAAGAGCUUGACAAACUGCUGCAAGGCGGUAUUGAAACGGGCUCCAUCACGGAGAUGUUCGGUGAGUUCCGUACAGGAAAGACUCAGCUGUGCCACACGCUGGCGGUGACGUGUCAGCUUCCUAUCGAUCAGGGGGGGGGAGAAGGGAAGGCCAUGUACAUCGACACUGAGGGCACCUUCAGACCUGAGAGACUGCUCGCUGUGGCAGAGAGGUAUGGACUUGUCGGCAGUGAUGUUUUGGAUAAUGUAGCAUACGCUCGAGCUUUCAACACAGAUCAUCAGACUCAGCUGCUCUAUCAGGCUUCAGCUAUGAUGGCAGAGUCCAGGUAUGCUCUGUUGAUAGUGGACAGUGCCACAGCGCUCUACAGGACAGAUUAUUCAGGAAGAGGCGAGCUCUCUGCCCGUCAGUGUCAUUUAGGACGUUUCCUCCGCAUGCUGCUGCGUCUCGCUGACGAGUUCGGUGUUGCCGUUGUCAUCACCAAUCAGGUUGUAGCACAGGUGGAUGGAGCAGCCAUGUUUUCCGCAGAUCCUAAAAAGCCAAUUGGAGGAAAUAUUUUAGCACAUGCCUCCACUACCAGGUUGUAUUUGAGGAAGGGCCGCGGUGAAACUCGGAUCUGUAAAAUUUACGACUCUCCCUGCUUACCUGAGGCGGAGGCCAUGUUCGCCAUCAACGCGGAUGGAGUAGGAGAUGCUAAAGACUGAGGGCACCAAACAGUGUGUUCAUGUGAGAGACGGACAGUAACUGAAACGCGGUGACGGAUACACACGUGCUGCUAUAAUGUGUGUUCACUGUGCAGUGUGUGAGAAGAACACAGGAACAGUGCCACCUGCUGGUGAAGAGUGUUUCAUGUGUUUCAGAUGACAUUUUUCUUUUCAGGUGAUAAAAGGAUUAAAUACUACAUUUGAGUUAUUUUUUUUCUGUUUAUCUUUUCCUGAUUUUUCUGAGUAUUGUACUUAUACUUUCUGUACAUAUAACUAUUAAAUGUUUUAUUGUUUGUCAUGA
Molecule: messenger RNA, 1443 nt
Organism: Tachysurus vachellii
Lineage: Eukaryota; Metazoa; Chordata; Actinopteri; Siluriformes; Bagridae
Gene: rad51
Product: RAD51 recombinase
Exons: 10
Coding region: 123-1142 (339 amino acids)
Biological process (GO): chromosome organization involved in meiotic cell cycle; mitotic recombination; DNA strand invasion
Cellular component (GO): condensed nuclear chromosome
Molecular function (GO): ATP hydrolysis activity; single-stranded DNA binding; DNA strand exchange activity
Source: RefSeq, a predicted model, not a curated record